Molecule: messenger RNA, 3042 nt
Organism: Candidula unifasciata
Lineage: Eukaryota; Metazoa; Mollusca; Gastropoda; Stylommatophora; Geomitridae
Source: the annotation of a GenBank genome assembly
AUCCAUAAAGUGAUAGACCAACUCCCCUUUGAUAACCCUGAUGGCGGAGCUUGGAAGCAAGGGUGGCAGGUCACAUAUCCGCCCACUAGAUGGACGGCAGAGAACAAGCUGAAGAUUGUGCUUGUGCCUCAUACACACUGUGAUCCAGGUUGGGUAAAGACCUUUGCAGAUUACUACCAGAGCCAGACUAAGAAAAUUCUGGACAACUUUGUGCCAAAACUGGAGCAGGAUUCCAAGUACAAGUUUAUGUUUUCUGAGAUCUCCUACUUCUCCUGGUGGUGGUCAGAGAUCUCCACGUCCAUGAAGGACAGAGUACGAAGCUUGAUAAACAAUCAUCAGUUUGAGAUCUCGACCGGGGGCUGGGUGAUGACAGAUGAGGCCAACGCCCAUUACUUUGCCAUGCUGGACCAGUUGAUAGAAGGACAUCAGUGGCUGAACAAUACACUUGGUUACAUUCCCCAGUCAGGAUGGGCUAUCGAUCCCUUUGGCUAUUCGUCCACCAUGGCGUACUUACUGAAGCGAUCAGACUUCAAGAGCAUGCUCAUACAGAGGGUCCACUAUUCUUUCAAGAAGUUCCUGGCUCAGAAUGCUGACCUGGAGUUUAUGUGGAGGCAGCACUGGGAUGCCGAAGCCAGCACAGACAUUUUCACACAUUUGAUGCCCUUCUACUCCUACGACGUCCCUCAUACCUGUGGACCUGAACCAGCUGUUUGUUGCCAGUUUGACUUUAGACGACUCCCAGGGUCUCCCAACAGGUGUCCCUGGCAUAUUGAUGCAAAGGCUGUAACAGACGAAAAUGUGGAAGAAAGGUCAAUGACCAUACUGGACCAGUGGAAAAAGAAGGCCACAUUAUACAAGACAAAUGUCGUUCUUGUUCCUUUGGGAGAUGAUUUCCGCUACAUGCAGCCGGAUGAGUUUGAUCUUCAAUUUGGAAAUUACGAAAAGAUAUUUCGUUAUCUUGAUACACACCCUGAAUUAGGUGCUCAGGCCCAAUUUGGUACUCUAAGCGAUUACUUCAAUACUCUGUAUAAAGAAACGGCUACAAUUCCUGGCCAGCGACCGCCCAGUAUACCAAGCCUUAGUGGUGACUUCUUUUCCUAUGCAGACCGUGAUGACCACUACUGGACAGGGUACUUUACGUCACGACCACUAAGUAAAAAUCUGGACCGCAGCUUGGAGCAUAAUCUCAGGUCAGCUGAAAUAAGUUUCAGCCUGGCAUACUCAGAGGCUAGAAAACACUCAGCAGCAAACUUCCCGUCCAAAUUUUUUAUGGAGAAACUAGUGGAAGCUCGACGAACGAUGGGCCUUUUCCAGCACCAUGAUGCCAUCGCUGGCACUGCAAAAGACUUUGUUAUGAAUGAUUAUGGAAAUAGACUGUUGAAGGCAUUACAUGAUGCUAAGACCAUUGUCGUGGAAUGUUCGGUAUUUUUGCUUGCCGAGAAAAAAGAUGAAUACAGCUGGACCCCAGACUCUCCAAUCUUCAACAUGGACGAAGUACGGUCUAGUCAUGAUAGUCUGCCAACAAGACCUCUCCUGGAGCUCACUGACAUACCCAAAUCUGUGUUAUUAUAUAAUUCUUUAGCACAGCAAAGAACAGAAGUGGUAAAACUGUGGACAAACUGGCCCUAUGUUGAAGUCAGGGAUACCGAUGGUGUUGCUAUCCAUAGCCAGGUGGAGCCAUUCUGGUCAAGUACGGAGACUACGGAUAAGAAUAAAUUCAAGGUGUCAUUUGUGGCCGAUGUUUCUGGUCUUGGCAUCAAAAAAUACACCAUCAGGAAGGUAGUAAAGGGUUCGGACACACGGAACCAUAUUGUAUCAGUGGUCAUCCUGAAUUCUGAUACAAAAAUAGAUAUCAAUGAGUAUAGUGAUUUCACCUUGGACACCAACUUCUUGUCUGCAAGUUUCAGUAGUAUGGGUUUGUUAAAGUCGGUCAAGUCCCUGUCCAGUGGUAAAACUUUCAAGUCUCAAAUGGAUUUUAUACAGUAUGGGACAGCGAGGGCUCAAGACAAGUCCGGUGCCUAUCUGUUUUUGCCAGAUGGAGAUGCUAAACCUCUUUUGGCCAGCAAACCCAGCAUGGUUAAAAUCCUCAGAGGGCCCAUCACAUCAGAAGUCCAUGUGGUCACUCAGUAUGUCCAGCAAGUGGUGAGACUGCAUAAUUCUCCAGGCACAGAUGGGUCAUCCGUGGAUGUGUACAAUGUUGUGGAUAUCAGAAACACUGCCAACAUGGAGGUUGGCAUGCGUCUACACACGGAUGUGGAUAACAGCCAGCAGAUUUUCUACUCAGACUUAAAUGGUUUUCAGAUGCAGCAAAGGAAGUACUAUCGUAAACUGACACUGCAAGGCAACGUCUACCCCAUGGCGACGAUGGCCUACCUUCAGGACAGGAGCAAGAGGGUCAGCGUCCUGACUUCACAGUCCUCAGGGGUAGCUAAUUUAGUCCAAGGUGCUAUAGAUGUCAUGUUUGAUCGCCGUCUCAACCAAGAUGACAACCGAGGGCUGGGUCAGGGAGUGCUGGACAACAAACCAACCCCAAGUCGAUUUAGAAUAUUGUUUGAAAGCCGAGAGUCUGAUGUUGAGAAUCCCAACCCAGAAACUUCUUUCCCAUCUCUUUUGGGUCAGCUGUCCUCGCUGGCUCUCAUCCACCCGAUAUUUGUGAUGCCCCAAAGUGAAACGGGCAAGGAGCCCAGUCUGGGCAGCUCUGUCUCGUUGCUGAGUGAGUCGUUGUCCUGCGAACUUCAUCUGCUGAAUCUGAGAACACUGCAGAAUAGUGAUGACCAGCCUGAGCUGAAGUAUGUGCCCAAAGAGUCUAGUCUACUGCUGCUUAGACAUUUACCAAGUGACUGUUCCUUCACAUCUCCUAGCCUGUCCUGCACACCUGGAGCUGGCAAGGUUGUACUAACCAACAUGUUCUCUGUGGCGGGAGUCAAGAAAAGUGUGCAGACGUCACUGACAAUGAAUAAAAUCAUAACCGAGAUAACCCCGUCUUCCCCCUUGCAAGUACAGCCAAUGGAAAUAAUGGCUGUUCAAAUAGAGUUUUCUUGA